Molecule: messenger RNA, 2644 nt
Organism: Portunus trituberculatus (swimming crab)
Lineage: Eukaryota; Metazoa; Arthropoda; Malacostraca; Decapoda; Portunidae
Exons: 2
Coding region: 214-1245 (343 amino acids)
Source: RefSeq, a predicted model, not a curated record
UUGGGGCAGGCGCCGCUGGUAAUCUCAUUCUUCCUCACGCUCGCCGUUCCACUCCUCUGCUUCCUAGCCGGGCACUGGAGGAGGGAGGGGAUGAGGGAGGCAGCGAGGCAUCACACGACCACUGGGUGGCACUCGGUAGUCGUGCGGUGUGACGCUUGUGGCACUGUGCCUGUUCUCCCGAGCCUCGCAUUGUGGUGUUGACUGUGGCGCGUGAUGGCCGGCGAUUCUCACGAAGACCCUGGCGGAGAUGCAGAGGGGGAAGGGAAGGUUGUGGAGACACACAGCCGCCACGCCUCCAUUGAGGAGGAGUCGCCCUCAUCUUCCUCGCCGUCCCCUGCUCCCUCUGAUGCUCCUGCCAGGCGCCUUUCGCUACCCGUGGCAAUGCCUGCCGCGCCAGACAGCGUGGCCGUCCCUCCGUCUGACCACAGACACAGGCGCCUCGACACAGUGAUUCCCGUCGCAAUGCUGGCUCCACAGUACCAUUCCGGAUACCGCGCCUGCCCCCACCGCGCCCAUGUCCUGGGGGGCGGACCGCCUUGUUAUUUGUGUUCUGUGCUUGACGCGCCGCCCAAGUACCGCAGGAAGGAGGCCAAGGGCUGGCAGAGAGUCAAAGAAAAGCUAGCUCUGUUUUCUCAAGGCACUCCGAUGCCUUCGCCAGGAGGCAGGUCACGGGGCCACGAGCCUCCCGCCUCUGUCUUCACUGUCAGCGAGUGGCCGCCCAGCAACACGCCGUGUGCGGAACCCACAGAGGAAGUCCCUGCUCCCCUGAGUGGCUCGCCUGAUCAGAGGCGGGCACAGGAGAGGGACAACCCUGCCUUUGACGCCCAAGACUCGGUGGAGGGCGGUGAGGAGUGCAGGGCGGCACAGCUCCCUCCCGUCAGCGCCACCUUCGAGCACUCGUUCGCGCCCCAUCCCCCCGCCCUCAUCACCAACACACACCUGCCAUCCAUCCUGCUGCCCGAGGACGACACCGAGGAGCGCACUACCAGAUGCAGCAGACGCAUGGUGUGCCAGCUCCUCUAUUCCUUCCUCUUGGCCACCGCAAGCAGCACCAUCAUCGUCAACUACGACCAGCCCUUCCUCGUCAUCAUCAGUGUCAUCGUCUUCCUCGCAUUGUUCGUCUUCCUGCCCAUCAUCGCCGUCCUUGAGUGUCUCUUCCGCUGCAAGAUGGAGCGAGACUUCCGCCAAUAUAUCAACGGCAUCAUGACCUCCUCCACACCCGCAGUCACUACCCCUGUCCUCUAGCACGCGCCAAUCCUCAUCUUAUCCACACUUAAUCUAUACUUCCUCCUCACCUUCUCCACACCUCAUCCUGACUACACUGCCAUGAAAGAACGUAAGAAGUCACACCGCGGAAACACCACUCGAGGCUUCACGAGCGCGAUGACAGCAAGGGCGAGAGUAGAAGUGGUGACAGUGUAGGAAGAAGGAAUGCAAGGCUGUGACGAUGCCGAACUUCAGACCGCGGGUGAUAAUGCGCACCUACUUGCUUUGAGCUUGCAUGACACCGUAACCAGAAAAAGUGAAAAACGGUAGUUUAUGAAGUUCUUAGUAUGAUUACAAAGGAAGUAUUACAACAGGACUAAAUGUUGGCAUUCCUGUAGGCCUAAGGCUUAGAGACAAUUUAUUUUUCCCUCCAUCACACAAGUAAGUUAUGAGUGAGUGUGAUUGCCUCUAACUUGUUGGUAUGAGGAAAAGGAGAGGGCAGUGCGGGACGAACGAACGAACAAACGAACGAAUACAAGGACAUUGCUUGCGUUAGAUCAUGAAUAGAAAACGUGGAUAAGAUUAUGUUGUGCAUUACAUUUGAAGUCCUGUGAGCUUCAUGUUUCAUUGGACACGUACGUGUGUGUGUGUGUGUGUGUGUGUGUGUGUGUCCUUCACCACGCCCUUACACACCACCCAGUCGUGGCUCAGCAGGCCACGUCACUGGCGCAGCCAUGCUCUGGUCUUUGUCCACUCUCGGGAUGGCGUGUCCCGCGCGGCGCCAAGGGUGCCUCGGCGCGGUGCCCAGCACAGCCUUAUGUUCACUCCCGCUGCCGCUGCUCCUCCCUCAGCGUCAUAUAGUUAUUGACCUUUUCUUAAUGCAAGUUCAAUGAAUUAAGGUAAAUUUGUAAAGCGUUACCUUCAGUCCAUGAACAGAACGUACUACGGAAAAUUCUGUAUCUACAGUUGACGUCUAUACGGAGACACAGUCACUCUCCCCGAGAUUACUUCCAGUGUAAUAUAAUACAUACUUGUGUUAUUAUGAUGUUAUUCUUUCUUUAUAAGAAAGGCUACUGGUGAGAGCUUUAACUCAUCAGUAUUUGCACCAUUUUAAGGUGUCAAUAUCACUAUGCACAUAUAUUACAGGAAACACAUCUAUACGUACAGAUAACUUCGACACCCACAGACCACAAACCAGUACAAAUGAUUCCCUUUGAACUCAGUGGUAAGCUGUGCAAGCUGUGGGACGGCGCAUCACCAUUCAUCAGCCAGUGCCAGUAGCCGCUCGCUUGCGUCAUGCGGCGAUCCCACCACCUGUGUGUGUGUGCGUGUGUGUGUGUGUGUGUGUGUGUGUGUGUGUGUGUGUGUGUGUGUGUGUGUGUGAAUAUGUGAUAUAUAUAUAUAUAUAUAUAUAUAUAUAUAUAUAUAUAUAUAUAUA